Messenger RNA from Phoenix dactylifera (date palm), 1048 nucleotides. Its product is annotated as remorin-like. The record is from RefSeq and is a predicted model, not a curated record. Lineage: Eukaryota; Viridiplantae; Streptophyta; Magnoliopsida; Arecales; Arecaceae.
CUUGCUUUAGAUACGAAUAAAAAUAAUAAGUUAAUUUAGAAAAGCGUUAGAAUCCGUUAAAGAUUUUUCUUUAAAUCUUUCGGCCGGCGAAGAGCCAACGCAACUUCUCUCUCUAUUUAGCGGCGGUUGGAGGACUCCGGGUGGUACUGUUCGUGUGCUUGCUUGGUUUGGUGGAGUCGGAGCGAGCUCUAGCUGUCGGUGUUUGGUUUAGUUGGUGGUGUUAAAGGAGGAGGGAUGGCGAAAGAGGAGUCGAAGAAGGUGGCGGUAGAGGGCUCGUCAGUGACCGCUCCGCCGCCGGAACCCACCAAGGACGUUGCUGAGGAGAAGGUGGUGAUCCCGCCGCCGUCGGAGGAGAAGCCUGACGAUUCCAAGGCUCUGGCCGUCGUCGAGAAGGUUGCAGAUGUUUUGACAGAGAAAAGCACGGGGGGUUCGACUGAGAGAGAUGCUCAACUUGCAAGGGUUGAAACAGAGAAGAGAAUGUCUUUAAUAAGGGCAUGGGAGGAAAAUGAAAAGGCUAAAGCUGAAAAUAAGGCUGCUAAAAAGAUGUCAUCUAUUACUGCAUGGGAGAACUCAACUAAGGCAGCUAUGGAAGCUGAGCUGAAAGCAAAAGAGGAAGCAUUAGAAAAAAAGAAGGCAGAAUAUGCAGAAAAAAUGAAAAACAAGGUGGCCAUGCUUCACAAAGUAGCAGAAGAGAAGAAAGCUUUUGUUGAGGCCAAGCGGGGUGAGGAGAUCUUGAAGGCAGAGGAAAUGGCUGCAAAAUACCGUGCCACAGGGCUUGCUCCGAAGAAGCUCCUCGGGUGCUUUGGGGCCUAAGAUCUGACUAGAAAAGAGGGCAUUGAUGGUACAUUCUCUACUUUGUUUGUGGGUUAUGUUUUGAUUUAGUUAAAGCUUUAAUGGGAAAUCCCAGUUUGUCUGGUGUGUAAAGUGUCAUGUACUUGUAUAUAGUUGUAAUUUUACAAGAACAAAGAUUUGGUGUUGUACAAUUGUAUUCUUUUAGUUUGUGGGAAAAGAAGCAAAAAAAAAAAAAAAAAACAUUUGUGUGUAUUUA